Tremella mesenterica DSM 1558 is the source of this 2626-nucleotide messenger RNA. RefSeq lists its product as uncharacterized. Gene Ontology annotation, molecular function: dolichyl-diphosphooligosaccharide-protein glycotransferase activity. Gene Ontology annotation, cellular component: membrane. Gene Ontology annotation, biological process: post-translational protein modification. The record is from RefSeq and is a predicted model, not a curated record. NCBI's taxonomy places the organism in Eukaryota, Fungi, Basidiomycota, Tremellomycetes, Tremellales, Tremellaceae. Bases 109 to 2544 code for a protein of 811 amino acids. The transcript is spliced from 8 exons.
ACCAGCUUCAUUCUCCUCACUCAUCGUAUCCCUUCACUUCCGUCACGUCCCUUCAGGUCUUAGGCGGAGGUCAGUGGAUAAUCCACAGCUUACUCCGAGAGAACUGAAAUGGCGCCAAAGGGGAAAUCUCCCAAACCUCAACCCCCUCCUUUCCAACCCCUCACAGCAGAUGUUCUCCCAAGCUCGACCGAGUCUGACCGACCACCUACCCCUUCGACGCAGUAUGGAUCAGGUCCAACGGGUAAACUGACUCACCUGGCAUAUCCUCUCCCCGUGGGUCUGUCUCAUGAGGUGGUGGACAACACGGCUAGCUUGCUGCGCUUUGUGAUUUUAGCUCUCAUAUGCGGGGCUGCUGUGGGAAGUCGGUUAUUCGCAGUGAUACGAUUCGAAAGUGUCAUUCAUGAAUUCGAUCCUUGGUUCAACUUUCGGGCUUCAAAAGUGCUCGUUAACGAUGGUUUCUACGAAUUUUGGAAUUGGUUCGACCCUACCGCUUGGUAUCCUCUCGGGAGGCCUGUAGGGUCCACACUAUACCCAGGUCUCAUGGUCACCUCUGGUAUCAUCUGGAACUUCUUACGACUAAUCAACAUGCCCGUAGACAUCCGGAAUGUCUGCGUUCUGUUAGCUCCCGGGUUCUCAGGUUUGACGGCCUGGGCGACUUAUUUAUUCACGACUGAAAUGGCUACCCCUUCGGCCGGACUAUUGGCAGCUGCGUUCAUGGGCAUCGUUCCUGGAUAUAUCUCUCGAUCCGUAGCCGGUUCAUACGAUAACGAGGCCAUUGCCAUUUUCCUCCUGAUGUUUACCUUUUAUCUAUGGAUCAAAGCUCUGAAGACUGGUAGUGCUUUUGUGGGAAUGUUGGCUGCUUUGUUCUAUGGAUGGAUGGUUGCCGCUUGGGGUGGUUAUGUUUUCAUUACCAAUAUGCUUCCGCUCCACGCAUUCGUCCUAGUCCUCAUGGGCCGAUAUACCAGUCGUCUCUACGUUUCAUACUCUGUAUGGUAUGUCAUCGGAACCCUCAUCUCGAUGGAAGUGCCUUUCGUUGGGUUCUUACCUGUCCGGACGUCUGAGCACAUGGCCCCGCUGGGCGUCUUUGGUCUCCUGCAACUGGUCGCGUUCGCAGAGGUCGUUCGGAAGCUCGUACCCAGCAAGCAAUUCCAGCUUCUCUUGCGAGCAUCUGUAGUCGCAGCUUUCGCAGUCAGCUUUGCGGUCUUGGUGGCUCUCACUUUCUCCGGUUGGAUCGCCCCUUGGACAGGUCGAUUUUAUUCACUGUGGGAUACGGGAUAUGCCAAGAUACACAUGCCCAUCAUCGCUUCCGUGUCAGAACAUCAACCGACCGCUUGGCCAUCAUUCUUCUUCGACCUGGGUAUGCUCAUCUACUUCUUUCCCGCCGGCAUCUUCUGGUGUUUCCGCGAACUUCGAGAUGAACAUGUCUUCAUCAUCAUUUACUCGGUCUUGUCUUCCUAUUUUGCAGGGGUCAUGGUCCGUCUUAUGCUCGUAAUCACCCCUGUUGUUUGCGUGGCUGCGGCUAUCGCGUUUUCCAAACUCCUCGAUGCUUACAUCGAUCCCGCCAUUCCCGACUCCGAGACCCCCAUCGUUCCACAGAGCACCCCGUCUAAAAAAUCGACCAAAAAAGCUGCCGCGGUAGCUGCGAAGCCUACUCCUCCUCUCUUCACUGGUCUUCUGGGCAAGGCUACGUCGUUCGGUAUCUUUGGGCUCGAUACUCGUUUCGCCGUCAUUGUCACACUCACUUCGUUCCUCUUCCUCUUCGUCCUUCACUCCACGUACGUGACACAAUCCGCGUACUCUUCUCCUUCUGUAGUGCUCUCGUCGAGGAACUCGGACGGUUCACAAAACAUAAUUGAUGAUUUCCGAGAGGCCUAUUACUGGAUACGUCAAAACACGCCCAAAGACGCGGUGAUCAUGUCAUGGUGGGAUUACGGUUAUCAGAUCGCUGGUAUGGCAGACCGACCAACGUUGGUGGAUAACAACACGUGGAACAAUACACAUAUUGCCACGGUUGGUAAAGCCAUGAGCAGUAGCGAAGAGGUAGCAUAUCCGAUAUUGCGGAAACACGAUGUGGAUUAUGUGUUGGUGAUCUUUGGUGGAUUGUUGGGGUAUUCGGGAGACGACAUCAACAAGUUCUUAUGGAUGGUGAGGAUCGCUCAGGGAGAGUGGCCGGAUGAGGUGCAGGAGGUGAAUUACUUUACUCAGAGAGGGGAAUAUGCAGUGGAUGAUAGGGCUACCCCCACGAUGAGAAAUUCACUCAUGUACAAAAUGUCAUAUUAUCGAUUCCACGAGCUGUUCGGUGGACAACCGGCCACCGACCGGGUGCGUGGUCAACGCAUGCCGGCUGUGGGUCCCACGUUGGAUACGCUUGACGAAGCUUUCACAUCUGAAAACUGGAUUGUGAGGAUUUACAAAGUGAAGAAAGAAGAUGCGUUGGGUCGAGAGUUGAAAGCUGUCUCAGCGUUUAAUGGAGGGAAACGAUUGACACGAAGCGCAUCAGCUGGAAGUAGUAGCAUAGGACAAGAGAAACGACCCAGUAUGUAGAUCUAACGAAUGUCGCAUGGAAACGAGGCGAGUAGAAGUAGAAGACUCGUCAUGUGCCGGUGAAUGAACUGAGCUGCAAGCG